AUAUAGAUUAGAUGUAGUCUAUUUACCUCUAAGUACGAGCAUGUAACUUACUAAGGUAUUCCACGAAGUCUCUGGGGCGAUUGUCGAUUAUCAGUUUUUGAUAACGUUUGAAUCGUCAUCUUUGUCGCAAUAGAUAUCAAUAAUUCCACGUAUUAUUUACGUUCAGUGCUCGUUGAGUUUUUGUUUUGUACACAUGAGCAAUAUUGUGAAAAUGUUGAGGUUCAACCUUGAUAAGUGACUGAGUUUCAAGCCAAAAGUUUGUUAUAUAAUGCGUAAAAUAAAUUGAAAAAAACGUCAAUGAGUGAGGUGCAGGUAGUGGUUUCAAGGACACCGCAGCCUCCGGCGAGUGGUCCAACAAUGAUCACAUAGGCGCUUAGAAGCCGGCAGCAUUUACGCGCCGUCGUCGACCUAUAUCGCACGUUCUGUAUUCCUUCGCAAAAUAAACAAUGUAUAUCCGCGACGACCGACGCUCACCACCUGUUAUAACCUUAUUUAUUUAUUAAAACUACAUAGUUGUGUUUUGUUUAAAAAUGCGGCCGGAGAUUUUCCUAUUCGCAUUUGUGAAAGUUGCAGCGCUCGUCUAUGCUGCGGGGCAUUUUAGUGAAAAUCAGACGAAAGUUUUUCGAAAAUGUUGUCUUAGAAACCAAAGUCUUAUUAGAGUGAUAGAAGGAAGUGAACAAUAUGAAUGUGUAGAUAGUAAGUUUUUGGAGAAAACUUUUCAAAUUACCAGUGAGAAUUUUUACGUCGACCAAAAUGUUGUUAUUAGAGAUGGUCUUCCAAAUGGAUGCGAUGAACUUAAAGCGUCACAAACACAUAAUACUGUGAUUGAACUGCAACCGUGGGAUAAUAUCUGUUAUGACAAAAUGGUUGCUGAGAUCUUCAACGGCAGUUUAAAAUCAAACAUUCCUAAAACAGUUUCUUUAACCUGUAACAUUAACAAGACGGAAAACGUUAGGGAAUCUAGCCUACGAAUUAAUCAAAUUCGCAAGUGUUGUCCACGGGGAAAAAGUUUGGAUGUAGAAUAUCAUGAGUGUCGAGCUGAGCAUGAUCAGAAAAUUUAUAGAGAUUGGUGGAAAGAAAAAUUGGUUUCGAACAAAGACGUUAUAUAUGAUAUAGAGUAUGGACUCUCUUGUAAAAGUGACGAAUUUGCUGUCCAGUUACAUGAAAAUUUAUUUUCACUAUCAGAGGAACGAAGCAAUUUACUGGUAUCUAAUAAUAAUGGAGAACUAAUUGAAAAACUAAUGCCAGGAGAGUGGUGCAUGGAUAAAGCGUACGGGGAAGGCAAAUUAAUAGCUCAAGUUUGUACGCGAAAUUGUGAAAAAUUCAGUGCUUAUUGUGUAAGAAAAUGCUGCCCGCCUGGGCAGCAUUACAAAGUCCGGCAUUGUGGUACGUUAGCCAGUUACUGUAUACCCAAUGAAGAUAUAAAAGGUUCUUUUAACAUUUCCUCAUAUUUGGAUCCGGUACGAGAAUAUAACGAACACCUCCUCGAUGUCACGGGUAUACGCAUCGAUCUGCAAUGUCAAUAUUUAAAAUUUGCCCUAAACAAGUCAACGGCUCAAGAUCAGCAUUGGUUAACCAGUGAUUAUUUCUUGGAGACACCCACGUUACGCACGAAAGAAUAUUGCAUGGAGAUUUUUGAUCGACGAGAUUGUCCGGAAAAGGAUGUUGUCGCCACCAGCGUACUUUGUUUUCAGCCAGCGUUAACACCUGUUAAGGACUUCCGCGUUUCAUUCAUAGUGAUCACCAUCUCAUGUGUGUGUCUGACUCUUACGUUGAUCGUCUACUGCUCUUUGUCUGAACUGAGGAACCUCCACGGACGCACUUUAAUAUGCCACGUGAGCAUGAUGCUGCUGGCCUGCGGUUGUCUAGCGAGAGUGCAGCAUAGUCACAUCAAGGACAAACGUAUCUGUAUAAUGUUUGGCUACAGCAUAUACUUCGGCUUCGUGGCAGCAUUUGCUUGGCUCAACGUCAUGUGCUUCGACAUCUGGUGGACAUUUGGGAGUAUCCGUACGGUGAAACCGCUCCGCAAGUCUGGUUCCGACAGGCGCAGAUUCAUUUGGUAUUCAGUUUAUGCUUGGGGUUACACUGUGGUCUUUACUGUUGUAAUGUUCCUUUUGGACGAGUAUCCUGUAUCGGAUUUAUUGGAUGCUAACAUAGGUACAGGAGCUUGUUGGUUUGCAGGAAAACAAAAUUCAGGUGGAGAUUGGCCACAUUAUAUAUUUUUUGUGAUACCAAUGGGUAUAGUGACAUGCAUUAACUUCAUCCUCUGGCUUCUCACGGCUCGUCAUUGUGCACAAGUUAAGUCCGAGGUUCAUCGUAUGCAGGCCGGGUCGGUUGGUGAGCGUGCCAAACGGACAUUCAGGGUCGAUAGAGCAAAGUAUGUCCUAACGGGAAAGCUUUGGAUAGUGAUGGGUGCCGGAUGGGUGUCAGAACUUCUUUCCACCAUAGUGACGGAACCUCAAUGGCUUUGGAAUAUCGUUGACCUUAUGAAUGAACUACAAGGAGUUUUCAUAUUCCUCAUUCUGGUGGCUAAGCCCAAGGUGUACCUGCUAAUCAAAAAGCGGCUUGGUUUAUCACCGACUCCAAUAGACACAAGGUUAGAGAAGCCGGAUGCGAGAAACAAUGCUACUGUAUCGGCCCGGACCUCUUCUACGUUCCUGUCAAGAACAAUUAGCGCCGAUGAACGUGCUAAUCUGCGGACUUCGUUACCUAAUAAUGUGAAACAAACUUAGUUUAUAAGUAUCUAUACAGUGUAUGUUACAGGAAAAGUUAGUAAUAAUUAAACUUGAGGCAGGCAGACGGGGCGGGACGGCGUCUUGCCGCUGGCGAGAAGGCGACUUUGCGUGGAUGCAGUGGCGUAACCUUGACCCUGUAUCAAAAUUAGUUGGGGACCCAAUAGAAGAAUCUAUAGAGGUUAUUUUAUAAUGGGAGCACUAGAUAUAGUGAGGGAUUAAAUUUUACUAAUUUUUACCCAACCAACGAGACAGUCAGAAAAAUGUCGCCUAUAACAAUUUCAAUUAAUUUUUCCACGUCCGAUUUUGCAGUAAAACUCUCUCUGACAUCUGACUUUAAAUAUCGCGCCGGGCGUGACGUGCACCUGUCCCGCUAUCUGUUUGACAGUUAAAAUUAAAAUGAAUUGAAAACAAAGCACGACAGCACUGCACAGCACUUAUUACACAUAAUACACAAAAUUAUAACUGCUCACUGCUCACGUUACAUCAGCGUCGCGUCGCCAUCCCGUCCCAUCUGUUCUGUUGUCUGCCCAAACCUUUAAGCUUUAAGUUGAGCUUUUAAAACGCUGAUUCUUCAGUUGAAAAUUUGUGACGUUUUGUAAAGUAUUCAUUACUGUAGUAGAUCUAUAAUAGUAUUUCUCAUAUUUUUUUCAAUUAUUCAUUUUAUAAGUUAGUAGGUAUUAGGUAUACUGCUUAGCAAGAUGCGCCAGCCGUGUCAAUGUAAAAGGAUAAGCGUUAAUUAAGAUUUACGUACAACAUUAUUAAUUAUUAAUUUUGGCUGCGUCUACUAUAGUAGUUUAUUACUUCUUCUUGUAUAUGAACUUACAUUUGCGUUGCGUCCGAAAAUUAAUUAAAAGACCUCCUUUGUCUAUUUUUGUUAAGUUAAGUUCUUUAUUCAUAAUUUUUCGCAAGUCACUUGUAGUUGUAAGCUUUCACUUGAUUAUGAAUUCAAUUGAGUUUGUACAUUGUCAAUUUGAAUGACUUUAGUAAAUGUUUUUGUUUAUGUAUUACAAAAAGCCUUUAACGGAUUUUGUUAGGAUUGAACACCGUUGAAUUAAGUUUUAGUACUAUUGAUAAAUGUUUUUAUUCCAAAAAGUAGUAUUCUACGAGUAUAUUAUGUUAAUAAUAAUUAAUUAAUUAAUAAUGCAUUCACCGGGGCGUAUAAGUAUAGAAAUAAAAAGGCUUUUUAUUAGUUAAAAAUAUGAGUUGCAUUUGUAUAAGGAUAAUAAUAGUUUUGCAUUUGUAAUGCAGUAAAACUUAGUAGGUAUAUAGUUACGUCAUGUUAUACGACAAAAAACAUACUACAUAUGAGAGUAUUUGAAGAAGAAAAAUAAGUAUAUUUUUCAACUAAUUGCAUAUAAUAAACUUAUUUUACUCCUUUCCGAAAAAUGCCUACAUAAAUUAAAGUCAGUAUUUCUUUAUUUAUUAAGAAAUUUUGUUAAUUUUGAAUCGUCAUGAUACAUUUUUUAUUUUAUUUUAUUUUUUACUUAAAAAGAAUAUUUGCCAUAUUUUUUUAAACAUUACUAAUAUGGCCAUUCCCCUCCAGCUAGUCGGGAAACACUGUGCUAGGAGUGGGUACAACAAUAGACCAACGGGGUGAGGAUCGAACCACUACCCCUCCGUGAUGAGUCCGACCGCUCUUACCGUUGAGCUAUUGAGGCUUUUUAUUGUUUUAAAUAUGUAAAAGUUGGUGAUAAGUACCAAAACUUAGUUGUAAACUUGAAAUUAAAGUUACGAGGGUAUCAAUAGCACCGAGGUACGAGAAGAGUCCAAAAUAAAGUUAACCAGCAUUUAUAUUUUUCAAUAGCCUGAGACAAAUACUAAGUCAUAUAUUCCAAUUGUAUAAGUGCAAUUCGUUCCCAAGAUUUUUAACGUUUAUUAAAACUUACUUAUCUAGUCAUAUACUAUAAUAUAUACUAAGUAUAGUUGGUUCUAAAUUUGCACACAGACGUGGCAUGUAUAAAAGUAGCGUCUUUAGGUAGGUACUUGAACUGAUAUAAUCUUUAUAUCAAUUUCGCGAAAUGCAUUGAGUAUAAUGUCAUAAAUUAGUCAAAAACAAGGAAUCCCGAACUUGCAUGGAGAACUGCAGUCACCUCAAGGAUAUCUCUGCUAAUAAUAAUAUCAGCUCGAUACAUUAGACUAUGAAUCGAUGACGCAGACGAAAUUGCAGAUUUUGUAGCAGUCUCAGUAUUACUUGUCUGUCGGUUUUUUACCGAUUUAAUUUUUUUUUCUCAGUCAGGAGUUGGUGGUGUUACACCCCCGUGUCACGCAGAGUACGAUUAGCAGUCAGUUCAGGUCAUUAUCAAUCAUAAUAUAUGACAGCAUAUUCGUCAAAAAAUUGGCAUUGGAGCAGCAUUCAUCCUCUUAUGAGAAAGGAGGCCUGGCCUUUUGUGCCUUUAAAAUAGACUCAUCAUGAAUAAACAUAAUAUUUGAUCCAUUGGCGUAAACAGUGGCAAAGUACGACAAACAGAAUUGGAGCAGCGUAGGUCUAAGCUUCAAAUUGCUAUCUCGCACUAUAACUAUAGUCAAUAAUAGGUAUAGGGGAAAGCGAUUCGUAGCUUAGAAUGUUAGAACUUAGAGUAAAGUAGGCUGAUAAUAAUGGUAAAAUAAAUUCUACAAAUUAUCGUAUUGGAACUGGACGACAUACUGACGUAAGGAAAAAAAAAUAUCUUGAAGAAUGCGGAGAAAGUUUUCAGUUUUAGUAUUUUAGUUUAAAGUUACAGCCGACAUGACAGAACAGCGAUGCGACGCUGACGUUACUCGUAAACACGUCACUCAGAAUGUCACGCCGAACGCGACGGCACUUUUUGACACGUUCUAUAUAAAUUAUUAUAUUACAACACUCUUACCAUCAGGUGAGACACUGGUCAACCGCAAGCCUAUUCCAUAUAAAAAAAUCGGAAGCACCGAAGUUUGGUUGUCCGAGUGCUAUCAAUAUCACCACAUACACCAAAUAUGAGCAGUGUCAUAAAUUAUCAGCUUAUUUUAACGGCCCACUACAGGACCAGGCAUCCCUCCUUAUAUGGAGCUAAGACCCACUACGCUGCUCCAAUGCGGUUUGGCGUGCUAUGAAGACUACUUACUUGAGCAGUAUGGUCACGAUGUGUGUUACAUAUUAUAUUCAUUCGAGUUAGCUACUGUGUGUAAUUUGUUUAAAUGUAUUAGUGCUUUAAAUAAUUAAUGACAAUUACUAUAAGAAACUACUUUAUAUAACCUAAUAUACACAUUUCGAAAAAAAGUUGUUUUAAUACAGUAUCCUCUUAUUUUUUUCAAUAUGAUACUUUAAUAGGAUGGUUAACUGUUUUGUUACAAGAUUGCUAAUAAUAUUGUACGAAUUUUGAUCUAACUGUUAGGU
Bicyclus anynana (squinting bush brown) is the source of this 6087-nucleotide messenger RNA. RefSeq names its product probable G-protein coupled receptor Mth-like 3. Gene Ontology annotation, molecular function: G protein-coupled receptor activity. NCBI's taxonomy places the organism in Eukaryota, Metazoa, Arthropoda, Insecta, Lepidoptera, Nymphalidae. The record is from RefSeq and is a predicted model, not a curated record. The coding region runs from base 531 to 2732 and encodes 733 amino acids. Gene Ontology annotation, cellular component: membrane. The transcript is spliced from 9 exons. Gene Ontology annotation, biological process: G protein-coupled receptor signaling pathway; cell surface receptor signaling pathway.